This is a messenger RNA of Sebastes umbrosus (honeycomb rockfish), 3654 nucleotides long. RefSeq names its product DEP domain-containing protein 1B-like. Lineage: Eukaryota; Metazoa; Chordata; Actinopteri; Perciformes; Sebastidae. The record is from RefSeq and is a predicted model, not a curated record. Gene Ontology annotation, biological process: intracellular signal transduction.
AAAUAAAUACAAAAAUAAAAAAACUUCUCAAAAUAUAAAGUAUUAUCAUAGUAGUAAUAGUAGUAGUAGUAGUAGUAGUAGUAGUAGUAGUUGAAUGUUGAUGUGUAUGUCCUACACUUACAGGGUCGCAUCUAGGAUGGAACAACAAAUUGCUAAAUCUGAAAAAACUCUCGCGAGACCGCUCUGUUCGACGACAUAUCCUAACUAUUCGAGAUCGAGAGGCAAAUGCCUAACCAUCUCGCGAGAGUUUCCCCAGCUUGCGGGCUCCCUUCUAGACACUACCCUCCUACAGCUCCAUUCAACAUGCCGCAUUCCUCGUGGUCACGUGACCAGCGCGCUGUCUAAUCACGUCGUUUAAAUGAUGUGACGCACCAGAUUCAAAGUUGGCAGCAACGUUUCUGUUGAACUACUCCUGCAGCUACAUGUUUUCAUGUUUCCACCCGCAGAUCAAGCUGCUUCUGAAAAGCUUAUAAAAGUGAUAUAGCGAGUAUCUCCAUGUUUUCAUACGAGUGAAGUGGGUUUAAACUCUCAGGAUGGACGGUAGAGUCAUUGGACCGGGUCCGUACCGGGCGACCAAGCUGUGGAAUGAAAACAUUAAACUCUUCCGUGGAGGCAUGUCGCUGAGAAGGCACUGGGCACACUUCCGCUACUAUGAUUGCAGUUUCACAGGAUCCGAGGCUGUUGAUUAUCUGCACGAGCUGCUGAGACGCAACUACAACUUUGGGCCGAGGUGACUCGCUACCAGACGCUGCCAGCUGCUCAGGAAGUUCCUCAAGGCCCAUGUCAUUGAAGACAUCAAAGGACGCCAUGGGACAGAGGACUUUGAAGACAAUGGCCAUCUGAUACAGCCCUGGGCUGUUGUCUUUCUCUCCAGGUUCCCCACUACAUCCCCCCUGAAGUCUUUUCCAACCAGGCCUCUGUUGAGAGACAGCAGUGACCUUCCCAGACUCAUUCGCUGGGAUGACUACGAAGAAUUGCCUCAGCGGGAAAACAUUCCACCCCUAAAGGCUGCUGCCAUGACCUCCGAUUUGUGGAAUAAAAGGCACAGUGUAGCUAUUGGGGAUGUGAAUGAAUGCAAGCUCAUACGUCGGAAGGAGAUAACUCCAAAGCAGGUGGACCACAUCUGGAAAUCGAUGACAGUAGCUCAUUUGCAGAGAGUGUUGGGCCUGCAGUCAUUGGAUGGAGUUUUAAACCCAAAGCACGUGAUCGGCAAGCACAUUGUUCACAAUGUGUUCAGCGUUAAUAAGACGGGCAUAGUCGUAUUGGAGAACAAAGCCGAGGACAUGCCAUAUUGGGUGGUAUCAGCAAUGAAAUGCCUCGCCAAUUGGCCCAAUGGCAAUGAGAGCAAACAGCCAGUGUACCCGGGUUUCGAGAGGGAUGUUCUGAGAACAGUGGCAGAUUACUUUCAGAGACUCAAAGAACCCCUGCUGACUUUCCAUCUAUAUGAAGUCUUUGUCAACAUUCUCAGUCUGCUGCAGGAGCAGGAGGUAGCCACCGAGGCUCUUCAACUCAGCUGUGUCUUACUGCCGCCGCCCAACCGAAGACGCCUCCAGCUUUUACUGCGCCUCAUGGCCCGGGUCUGCCAGAACCCCCACCUGCCUCCACUCAAUGACACCAUUGCUACCCGCACACUGAUGGUGCAGAUGUUCUCCCACUGCGUUCUGGGCUCAGUGGAGGAGAUGGACCUGGAUGAGCUGCUUGCCACCAAACUGGUGACGUUCAUGAUGGAGCACCACAACACCAUCUUCCAAGUUCCUUCCAAGCUGCGUUGCCAGGUCGAGGAGCACCUGUCCCACCUCAAAAGAGUUCAAAUCAAAUACGCGGGUUCAGAUACAGACUUCAGCGCAUCUCCAGCUUUUUGUAAACAGAUCAGCAGGGUGGAGUCUGAGGAGCCGAAGGUGAUAGGAACCCAGACCCCCCUGCAGGCGCUGCUGGAAGGCCUGAUUGCAGACAAAGAACUCCCUGCUAAGGACAAGAGGAAAAGGCUCAAACAGUUCCAGAGGUCGUACCCAGAAGUCUACCACAAUCGAUUUCCCACCGAGGAAAGCAAAGCUGCUGUAGUGCCCGAGAAAACGCCACGACUCAAACCUCAUCUCAUGUUCUUCAACCUCAAGAAACCCUUCCAGCCCUUUCAGAGGAGCUGGAGUUUUAGAGCGUGAUCUGCCACCAUUGACACAUCUACACUUCAGGUCUGUACGCACAACUCAACCUCAGCGUCAUGAGACACGGAGCAAUGUGGCUGUAAUGGUGCUCCGGCCGUACAAUCAAUGUUUAAAAUUAUAAUUACUUGGACUUUGUAGCACUGUUAAACUAAGUCAGUUCACAAAAAUACACUCAACAAUAAUAAUAAUAAUAAUGAUAGUACAUUCCCACUAAAUCUUAGUGGUAUCCAGCUUGGUUUAGUUGCAAAACAUUGGCAACUAUUUUCAAACUGCAAACAAUAAAUGUGGAUGGCUGAGCUGACCCUUUGAACAAAAACAUUUUACUGUGUUUCUAGAAAACUUGAACAAAGUAUAGAAAGCAAUGAUGCACUAACACUAAAAGAACCACUGAUGUCUCUUAAAAUGAACAGAAUAGUUGUUCCAAAACUGUGUAUUGGUACAUUUUUCUACUAAGAUACUGUAUGUUAGGAAGAUCUAAUAAGCAGGGGUGACAUUGUCCUCCCCGUAACUAAAUUGAAUGGAAUGCAUUUCAAAAGUAUUAAUAGGUUAUUAGGUGUUAACAUUAUAGGUUAUGAAAAGUGAAUGAACAUAGCGCUUCAUACUCUUAAAACAUUUCUAUUGAUACAUAGUUUUUUACUGUAACAGAAAUAUUCAGAUGCAUUUCCUGGUAUUAAUUGGCCUUCAAACUGAUUAUGUAAUUUCAUGAGAUUGACUCUUGCAAUGCAAAGGUGCAUUCAAUUUUUAUACUGUUUAUGUGGAAUGAUCAUGAUGUUGAAUCUAGGCAACUCGGAGCCUAAUCUUUGUCAGUUAAACAGUUAUUUAAUGUUAAUGAACAUAUCAAGGGUUUGCUGAGAAAGGGAGUGUAUGUGACGUGUUCAAUAACUGAGGAGCUGUAGUUGAGCUUCAGCUGAUAAUUUAAUUUGUAACUACAAAAAAAAAUGUUAACAAAUGAGGGAAGAUCUACCUGGCCUGGGUGAAAAUUGUAGAUUAAAUCUGCUGUAAAAAUUGUACAACUACAUUAAGUAAUUUUUUUAAAUCUUGAUGCUGAAUCCUAAUCUCAGAAAAAGAGAAAAACCGAGGCGAAAGUGUCCUUACCCUCUAAGCCCUCCUUUAACCAUUACUUGACAGGUCCUGCUGUAUUAUGCACUCUUAAAACGACUCAUUUCAUGUUUUUACUUGUUGGUUUUAUUCUGUAUAUAAGAACUCUUCUUGACUGGUACAUAUUUCAAUGUCUCAAAUACUCCUCUUUCACUGUUUUCAAUGUUCAUUUUCUAUCACCUGCUGUUCUGUCAUGUCAAUCAGUUUGUUUUUCACUUAAUUUGAGAAUUGUUUUUAUUUUUGUAAUGAUUAAGUGCUGAUAUUCCUAUACGGAUUUUCAUAGAUGUUCUUUGAACAACUGUAAUAAUGCUGGAACAACUGUUACACUUGAAUUGCUGCUCUGUGCUGGAAACUCUUCAACAGGAUAAUAAAAAUGAAUUCAUGUUGAUGCUGA